This is a messenger RNA of Daphnia pulicaria, 827 nucleotides long. RefSeq names its product cuticle protein 18.7-like. Bases 50 to 652 code for a protein of 200 amino acids. Lineage: Eukaryota; Metazoa; Arthropoda; Branchiopoda; Diplostraca; Daphniidae. The record is from RefSeq and is a predicted model, not a curated record. The transcript has 2 exons.
AACUCCUUCUCUUUCGCAGCGAACAACAUCCAAUUUUCAGCGAAUCGACAUGAAUAACUCAGUGGCUUCUGUCAUAUGUUUUAUCUUGAUAGCAGUCUGUACUGUCUCUGCUCAGUAUCCGACCGGUUGGAACUACAGCCCCUUGCUUUCUUAUCCCUACACUGCAAAACAUUUAGCCGAAGCUCGCACUUCUCAUGUCAGCGCCCGAGCCAAACGUAACGUCGAGGACACACCGGAAGUAAAGGCCGCGACAAUUGAACAUUAUCGUGCGUACAAUGCCGCAGCUGCCGCAAACGGAGUGAUUGCCAACCUACUGCCUGCCCGGUAUUCCUCGGUGCCCUGGACCUGGAAAGUUCCUCAACAAGUUCAAGAGACUCCCGAAGUAGCCGCUGCCCGCCAAGCUCAUACUGCCGCUCACGCUUUUGCUACCGCCAGUGCUGUUGCUCAGCCGCAGCCUAUUCUUCUCGCCAAUCAAAAUCUGGCGAACUCGGUGGCUUCGGCUACAAACGGACUCAUAUUGGGUCUACCCAGUUUCUUUCCCCAAGUUAACUGGGGUGCUCCGGCGCAGUUCGUUCAGGACACUCCCGAAGUUCUCGAAGCUAAGCUGGCCUUCUUCCGCGCUUUCUACGAGGCAUUUUUUCGGUCUAGUUAAAUCUUUUUGACGAACCCUAUACAUAUUUAAAUAUAAAAAAAUAAAAUAAAAACCUGUCUCUCUCUGAUGAACAACAAAACUAACCUUUUCAACUAACUUCAUCUUAAAAUGUAUAAUUCAUACUUUGACAGUUUCCGUCUACAUAAUAGUGAAAUAAACACGAAAUCUUUUUUAA